UCUCCUGAAUUGAAAUUCCGCUCUAACCUCCAGUAAAUCCUAACACUUUCACCUGAGUGGCCAGAAGAUAACUUGCCACGUUUUUUCAAAGGUUUUCAGGGAUGAGCUCUUAACCCUUUGGGGAAGGACCUUCGGGCAAGGUUACAAACGGAACUGCAAAGUUCAUCUCCCCGCCCUCCUUGGUCAGACAAGUCCACGGAGGUGGUAGCAGAACGGAACGACGGCUGUAACUGAUCAUCUAAAGUAACUAACGGUCUGCGAACAAAUUCUUCCUCUCUGUUUCAGCUUUGAACACUUCGCCACACACCAACCCUCAGUGCAGCGAAAAUCAUGGUGUUUAUUUAGAUAACGACUGAGUACUUAUAAAACUUAAACUUUCAAAUGUAAGAGUGAACUCCUUGGUAAGGACUCCUGGCUACAUCAACAAAGCAAUGUAAUGCCUGAUUAAUAGUGCUGAUUAAUGUUGGCUCAGGUUAAUGCUGAGCCCAUUACAAUAAUUAGAUGGUUCAGCCAUGUAUCAAACGAGAGUCAAUGAAAAAUUAUUUAGGACUUUGAGACGUUCUCAUACAUCUUCCAAAGAUCUAUGAUGGACUUUAUGGGUCAUUUGUAACUAUCACUGGUUGAUAGCUGUCCUGAGCAACAAAAACUUGACUUAAAAAUAAGUCGUAGGUGGGGUAACAGUGUAUUUUUGAGCCUCUGUAAUUGAUAAGGGGAGUAAUGAAACGUUUGGAAACGUGAAAACUGCUUGAUCCAUAAUAUGAUAUACACAAGGGCAGCUGAUGAUUGUUCCUACAUAAAGCCAUUGAUUUUUGAUCCUCAGUUCUUGUCAAGUGAUCAUUUUAAUCAGGAAGCUAAAAUUUUGAGGCAAGGUCCCCACUUUGAAAUAGAAGUGUUUUAGGAAAUGCAAAAGUCCAAAAGGUAUGGCUAUGUAUGAAUUCCACAAACUAUUAGGAUUUUCCCACUAGCCAAAAUAAAAUCAGCUGGUGACAAAGAUAAGUGUACUUAAAAUACCAUCGUAUUUGAAAUAUUUCCACUACCUUGUCACCUGAAAAGGAAAAUUGGGCUGAACAGAACUUGAAUCUUCUUUUUAAAAAUUAUUUCGUUUCUUCUCACCAGUACCUAUUGGAAAUAUUUAGUGGAUUAAAAAAAUUUUUUUUUCUAAAGCUGGUGUGAAAGUCUUUAUCAUUGUAGUUUCUAUUAUUAAGCCUGGCUGAGUAGAGAUAUGUGUACACGUUUAGUAAUUUAUUUCGAGAUUACUGUGGAGUGUUGAUUAGAACGUUCCUCUUACUGAUAACUAUAGAAUCCCUUACCCCAUUAUGAAAGAACUUUUAAAAGUCGUUCCUAGAUGCAUUUUUCUGGUGUGUAUUUGGGUUUUCACUAAAAAUUUCUAUUCCUUCUCUGCAUUCAAUGGUUACCUUCUUUAUUUCCAUGAAAUUUGUCAGAUCCUCUCAUUAGAGCAGCUUAGUUUAGCUGUCAAGUUUCUAGGGCAUUCAGUUGCAGAUAAGUGACUAAAACGCCAGCUUAACAGCAUUUUUAUUAACAGAUGGUGGAAAACAAACGUCUUUGGAGAAGAACCGAAGGGGACAGGUUAAAAGGUCAAUAAACAAUUAUUACUGUGCUUAAACUGGGGGGGUUUCUCAUCAGAUUCGGUGGGGAGCCGCUCGCCCUAUCUGGGGGAUAUGGAACAACGCAGCAGACCUCAGGGCCGUUCCCUGGGGACCACCUCAGACGACGGGGUGGUUAUCUCCUGGCUGGACGGCUCCGAUAGGCCAUCGAGUGGUCAAACCGUCGCGUCCCGGGAGUGCUGCUGAGGUUUGGGUUGAAGGCUAAUUGAAGAGGAGACUGGGAACUCUUAACUCGUGCAUCGUCCCUUGGUCAGACCACCGCGGGCCUGCGCGUACUUCAGGUCUCAGCCCCUUUGGUAACGAAUGAUGGGGUCCUAUCUCCUCCCCCCUCUUCUCAGUUGCUGCUCCCUCCUCUGGGUGAACUUUGUCUCCCGAGCGGGGCUGCUUUCCUAGGCUUCCUUUCCCUUGCCUCGGUAGCGCUCUGACGUGCACACCAUGUGACAGGCCUCCUUCUGCUAUAAGCAGAGGAAAGGUCCGCCCUCUCCUGGACUCAGCCCUCUCCUCGCCGAUCUCUGUCCCUAGACUCUCAACCGUCCCGCAUCCUCCCGGCCGCCCGACGCUCUGACUUGCUCGCCCGGGAGCCCCAGCACCCCCUCCUCGACUGAGCCGGCGAGGACCGCUGGGAGGGAGGAAGAUAAAGCCCCCCGCUCGGGCGGGGUGCGCGCGGAGCCAAACAAGCGCGGAGGUUUUGGGGCUACCGCGGCGGCGCAGGAGUUACAAAGUCGCAGCGCAAGCCUCGGGCACCGCUGCGCAGCCCGAGCAGCGGCGGCGCCCCCCAUUGUGGCGCCCCCAGGCCAGGCCAGCCGCCCGAGACCUGGGCUGGGGCGCGGCGGGAGCCCGGAGCCCGGCGCCCCUAUGGGCCACCUCGCCGCCGCCGCGCCACAGCUAUGACCCUGAGCACGGAGAUGUCCGAUGCCUCCGGCCUCGCCGAGGAGACAGACAUCGACGUGGUGGGGGAGGGCGAGGACGAAGACGACGAGGAAGAGGAGGACGACGACGAGGGCGGCGGUGGCGUGUCCCGGCUGGCUGUCCCCGCGCAGCGGCGGCGACGGCGGCGUUUGUACGCCGGGGAAGACGAGCUAGAGGACCUGGAGGAGGAGGACGACGAUGAUGACAUCCUGCUGGCCCCGCGGACAGGGGGCUCGCCGGCGCCCCCGGGCCCAGCCCCGGUGGCAGGGGCCGGGACCGGCUGCGGCGGCAGCGCGGGCGCGGGCGGCGGCGUGGGCGGCGGCGUGAGCGCGGGCGGCGGCGUCAAGAACCCCCUGGUGAAGCCGCCCUACUCGUACAUCGCGCUCAUCACCAUGGCCAUCCUGCAGAGCCCCAAGAAACGGCUGACGCUGAGCGAGAUCUGCGAGUUCAUCAGCGGCCGCUUCCCCUACUACCGGGAGAAGUUCCCCGCCUGGCAGAACAGCAUCCGCCACAACCUCUCGCUCAACGACUGCUUCGUCAAGAUCCCCCGCGAGCCCGGCAACCCCGGCAAAGGCAACUACUGGACGCUCGACCCCGAGUCCGCCGACAUGUUCGACAACGGCAGCUUCCUGCGCCGGAGGAAGCGCUUCAAGAGGCAGCCGCUGCUCCCCCCCAACGCCGCCGCCGCAGCCGAGUCGCUGCUGCUGCGCAGCGCGGGGGGCGCGGGGAGCGCUGGGGACCCAGCCGCCGCGCUCUUCCCGCCGGCGCCCCCGCCGCCCCCGCACGCUUACGGCUACGGCCCCUACGGCUGCGGCUACGGCCUGCAGCUGCCGCCCUACGCGCCGCCCUCGGCCCUUUUCGCCGCGGCUGCCGCCGCCGCAGCCGCCUUCCACCCGCACUCGCCCCCGCCGCCCCCGCCGCCUCACGGCGCGGCCGCGGAGCUGGCCCGGACCGCCUUCGGCUACCGGCCUCACCCGCUCGGCGCCACCCUGCCCGGCCCCCUGCAGGCCUCGGCGGCCAAGGCGGGCGGCCCGGGCGCCUCGGCGCUGGCGCGCUCCCCCUUCUCCAUCGAGAGCAUCAUCGGGGGCAGCCUGGGCCCCGCCGCCGCUGCUGCCGCCGCCGCGCAGGCCGCCGUCGCCGUGCAGGCCUCGCCCUCCCCCUCUCCCGGGACACCGUCCGCGCCCGGGUGCGGCGGCGGCAGCGGCGGCAGCGGCGGCGGCGGCUGCGCGGCUCAGGCGGCCGUGGGACCGGCCGCCGCGCUCACCCGUUCACUCGUGGCCGCCGCGGCCGCCGCCGCCUCCUCCGUCUCCUCGUCCGCCGCCCUGGGGACUCUGCACCAAGGGACUGCCCUGUCCAGUGUCGAGAACUUUACUGCUAGGAUCUCAAAUUGUUAAUAACGCUAUGUUAGCGCGCUUGAGAAAGAGAAGGUAGGAAUCCCGGCUCCUUUUUUCAUCUGGGUGGUUUUGUGUUUUGUUCCCUCCUCCCGGCGCGGCCCUUCCCGACCUCGCGCCCCCAUUCCACCGCUUUGGUUUCUCAGAUGAGACUGUCUGGCAACUGCUAGGGCGCGCUUUUCUGCUCUGCAGGUCCCUCUUAUUUAUGCAAAGUCGCCCUAUGCUGCAGCCCCUCAACCUAGGGCGGGGAGGAAGAGGGUGCUGGUGGGGAUCCGCCCUGUCUAGGCACAAGGGGCUUCCUUGACUUUGGGAAAAUGUUUAAAACCUAAGCCUUUUUGAGGUCUAGAGAGUCUCAGGUCCAGGCGUUAAAAGGAAAAAAAAAAAAAAGGAUCGAUAAUGUUCAAAAGAAGAUUAAUACAAAAAAUAGUAAAAGUCCCGAAGAAUGCCAGAGAAGCAAUAGUUUUUAUUUGAGAACACUUGUCUGGUGUACUUUUUCAUGAAAAGAAAAAAAUGAUUAACAUGUUUACAUAAGGAAAAAAGUCAGAAUUAUCAUUUCUUAUUUUAACCUGUGUUUUGUAUCAUAAUAGACAUGAGGAAUUUUUAUUUUGUACUUACUGCGUAUUCUUUGCAAGGAGUAUUGUAAAUUUUGACUGGCAAUUAUUAUUGUACUAUUCUAAUGUAAGAUUUUUACACUUUUUUAGAAAUAAAUGCUUAAUUUUCAAAGAAAAUUCUCAAAAAGAAUCGGCUUCAGUCAUCCCCUUCUUAGUUUAUUGUCUUUUCCGCUAAAAAAGUUUCCUUGUGAGAUAAGUAGGAACCCAUUAUGAAAUAGAAAAAUAAUAUUUUCAA
Molecule: messenger RNA, 4771 nt
Organism: Orcinus orca (killer whale)
Lineage: Eukaryota; Metazoa; Chordata; Mammalia; Artiodactyla; Delphinidae
Gene: FOXD1
Product: forkhead box D1
Exons: 1
Coding region: 2513-3928 (471 amino acids)
Biological process (GO): regulation of transcription by RNA polymerase II; cell differentiation; anatomical structure morphogenesis
Molecular function (GO): DNA-binding transcription factor activity, RNA polymerase II-specific; RNA polymerase II cis-regulatory region sequence-specific DNA binding
Source: RefSeq, a predicted model, not a curated record